CACAAAAAAAUAAACAGAUAAAUCUUCUUCAAUAAGCAAUCACCAUCUAUCCUAUAAAUCAAGCCGUCCUAGCCCUAGUAUGUCCAUUCCAUUCCGUCCCAGUCCAGAUGUAUAAUGCAGGUGCAUGUACCCCUUCCCCCAAAUGCAACUAACCAACCAAUCAAUCAAUCAAUCAACCAACCGAUACACCCAAUGCUUUGAGUUGUGUUUGCGGUUGCCCUUCCGAAGGCAAGAGAAUAGUAACCCGUGUACGCAAAACAUAGGUAAAGCACGCCAAACGCGAGAAACAAAUGCAGACAAUAGCCUCAAAACACGAUCAGAAAAGAAGGAAAGAAACAAACGAUAUCAAGACAGGGGGAAAAAGUGUAAGAUCGGGACGUAUACAGAUCACAGACGAAAAGAUGAGCAAACAUGAUACAAAGAAGGGGGUUAAAAACUUUAGGAAGAUCGGACGAGGAUGGAUUAAAAAAAUAAUUGUCAGAGGGAAAAGAAAAAAAAAUAAUAAUUGACUCCUUCUAUAACCCACUCACUGCGGUAGGGGGUAUCUCGUUAAAUAAAUAAAAAGAAAAAUA
Aspergillus candidus is the source of this 572-nucleotide messenger RNA. RefSeq lists its product as uncharacterized. The record is from RefSeq and is a predicted model, not a curated record. The transcript has a single exon. The coding region runs from base 125 to 415 and encodes 96 amino acids. NCBI's taxonomy places the organism in Eukaryota, Fungi, Ascomycota, Eurotiomycetes, Eurotiales, Aspergillaceae.